Molecule: messenger RNA, 1556 nt
Organism: Leptosomus discolor (cuckoo roller)
Lineage: Eukaryota; Metazoa; Chordata; Aves; Leptosomiformes; Leptosomidae
Source: RefSeq, a predicted model, not a curated record
ACAGGGGAUUUGGCUUCUGUGCAAUUAACAGGAACCCCAAAUAGAUGGGAGGUCUUGUCUGCAGCUCCUGCCACUAUAAAGGAUGAAGCUGGUAAUAUAGUACAGAUUCCAGGUGCUGCCACAGUAACUUCAAGUGGGCAGUAUGUCCUUCCUAUUCAGAGUUUGCAAAAUCAACAAAUCUUUUCUGUUGCACCAGGAUCAGAUUCGUCGAAUGGUACAGUGUCUAACGUACAAUACCAAGUAAUACCCCAGAUCCAGACAGCGGAUGGUCAGCAGGUUCAACUUGGCUUUGCAGCCUCUUCUGAUAAUAGCAGUAUAAAUCAAGAAACUGGUCAAAUUCAGAUCAUUCCUGGCUCUAAUCAAACCAUCAUUGCCUCUGGAACACCUUCAGCUAAUAUUCAGAAUAUCUUAUCACAGUCUGGUCAAGUCCAGGUUCAGGGAGUUGCAAUUGGUGGUUCAUCUUUCCCUGGCCAAGCACAAGUAGUUGCUAAUGUCCCUCUUGGACUGCCAGGAAAUAUUACUUUUGUACCCAUCAAUAGUGUUGAUCUAGAUUCUCUGGGACUUGGCAGUGGUUCUCAAACCAUGACAGCAGGCAUUAAUGCAGAUGGGCACUUGAUAAAUACCGGACAGGCCAUGGAUAGUUCAGACACUUCUGAAAGGACUGGUGAGCAAGUUUCUCCUGAAAUUACAGAAACUGCCACUGAUAAUGACUUAUUUGUGCCAACUUCAUCUUCAUCACAAUUGCCCGUUACCAUUGACAGUUCAAGUAUAUUGGAACAAAAUGCAAACAACUUGACUACAACUAGUGGCCAAGUUCAUAGUUCUGAUCUUCAGGGAAAUUACAUCCAGACAUCAGUCUCUGAUGACACACAGGCUCAGAAUAUUCAGGUCUCCACAGCACAGCCAAUUGUACAACACAUACAGCUUCAAGAGUCUCAGCAGCCAACGAGUCAAGCCCAGAUUGUACAAGGUAUUGCGCAACAGACAAUCCACGGUGUGCAAGCAAGUCAAAGUAUAUCUCAACAGGCUCUUCAAAAUCUUCAACUGCAGCUGAAUCCUGGAACUUUUUUAAUUCAGGCACAAACAGUGACCCCUUCUGGGCAGAUAACCUGGCAGACAUUUCAAGUGCAAGGAGUUCAGAACUUGCAGAACUUGCAAAUUCAGAAUGCACCUGGUCAACAAAUAACUCUAACACCUGUGCAGACUCUCACUCUUGGUCAAGUUGCAGCAGGUGGGGCGUUGACGUCAACUCCAGUUAGUCUAAGCACUGCUCAAUUGCCAAAUCUACAGACAGUUACAGUAAACUCUAUAGAUUCUGCUGGUAUUCAGCUGCAUCAAGGAGAAAAUGCUGGCAGUCCUGCAGAUAUUAGGAUUAAAGAAGAGGAGCCUGAUCCAGAAGAGUGGCAGCUCAGUGGUGAUUCUACACUGAAUACCAAUGAUCUAACACAUUUGAGAGUACAGGUGGUAGAUGAGGAAGGGGACCAACCACAUCAAGAGGGAAAAAGACUGCGACGAGUAGCUUGCACAUGUCCCAACUGCAAAGAAGGUGGUGGAAG